Molecule: messenger RNA, 1834 nt
Organism: Wyeomyia smithii (pitcher-plant mosquito)
Lineage: Eukaryota; Metazoa; Arthropoda; Insecta; Diptera; Culicidae
Gene: Fntb
Product: protein farnesyltransferase subunit beta
Exons: 6
Coding region: 111-1589 (492 amino acids)
Biological process (GO): protein farnesylation
Cellular component (GO): protein farnesyltransferase complex
Molecular function (GO): protein farnesyltransferase activity
Source: RefSeq, a predicted model, not a curated record
CAAACGUGUACGUUUGACACUAACAACAAAACUGUCAUAAGGAUAAAACUUGCGGAAUUUUAUGUUUUUUUUUUUGGUAUAGAAUGUUUCUACCACAGUUAAGCUAAACAAUGUAUACGGAACAGUCUCGCAGUUUGGCGCAGAUCAAGCGAUUCCAAACCGAUGAAGAAGGACGGACAACUGCUACUUCUACUGAACAGAUAAAGACCGAAGCGUCAAUUGAACGGUUCUACAGCAGAUACGAACAGCUAGCUGCAAUGGAUCCAACAUUGCCCAGGCUGUUACGAACCGAGCACGCUCGUUACCUGGAAAUUUCAUUGGAACGGUUAUCCACUGGAUACGAGUGUUUGGAUAGCAGUCGUCCUUGGUUGGUCUAUUGGAUUUUGAAUGCGGCCAGUGUGAUGGGAGUGAAGUUUACCGAUAGUUUACUAAACCGUGUUGUGGACUUUUUGAUAAAGUGCCGUGACCAAAACGGUGGAUUUGCUGGUGGGCCUGGGCAGGAUCCCCAUCUUGCCCCAACAUACGCAGCUGUGAAUGCUUUGUGUAUCAUAGGUACAGACAAAGCGCUGAAUGCGAUCAACCGAAGGACAUUGAAAAAGUUUCUGGCGGCGGUACGGGAACCAAACGGCGCAUUUCGGAUGCACGUCGGUGGUGAAUUGGACGUUCGUGGAGCGUAUUGCGCGAUAGCGUCGGCCAAACUAGCGGCACUGUCUGUAGAAGACGAGGCAACGCUUUUCGAGGGAACGGCAGACUGGAUAACACAAUGUCAAACCUAUGAAGGUGGGUUCGGUGGAACACCAGAUCUAGAAGCACAUGGAGGUUAUUCAUUCUGUGCUGCUGCAGCCCUCGUCAUUUUGGGUGGUGAGGAAAAAUGUGAUCUGAAUGCUCUGCUUCGCUGGGCUGUCAAUCGUCAAAUGGCAUUCGAGGGUGGGUUCCAGGGAAGAACCAACAAGUUGGUUGAUGGAUGUUAUUCAUUUUGGCAAGGCGCAUUGAUUCCGGUAAUUCAGAGUUUGAUUGCUCGCAAAGAAGGCCGACCGGAUGUAAUGCAAAAUGCGUUGUUUCAUCGCAUUGCGCUGCAAGAGUAUGUGUUCAUUUGUUGUCAGAAACCUAGCGGUGGCCUCAUCGACAAACCUGGAAAGCCAGCAGAUUUAUACCAUACAUGCUAUACUCUAAGCGGUCUGGCAGUAGCACAACAUUGUGAAACUUCUAUGCCUGCUGUAGUAGUAGGCCAUCCGGAUAAUGAGUUACUACCCACGCAUCCUGUACAUAAUAUACCGCCUAAGGCAGUAAUCGAUGCUUAUAAAUACUUUCUGAAGCAUAAAUUGUUAGAAGCCGAAAAUCAAUCAAACGGACAUUACAAUGGAUGCGAAGAUGUCGAGAUGAAAGAAAAUGUGGAAGAAUCGAAUAUUUCGAGACAAUCUAGUACCAGCGACCAAUCAGAAGUCACUGAGAUGGAGUCGAUACCAGAUAGCUCUGCUGGGGCUGACUUGGAAGAAGAUAAAGAUUCUGAGCAGAACGAUCAUACUACUAGUCUCUCUUCGAGCGUUUGCAGCAGUAACAGAACUUCGGAGGAGAGAUCUCAGUCCUAAGUGUCGAUGAACCAUGAUUCAAACUAUAAAUCCUGCCUUCAGAUAAACUAAUCAGGUUCUAAAGGAACAGAUAAUACAAAACAACCUGCAUAGAUUACAUCGGCAGUUUUGGAUUGAAAUUAUCAACUCGCCCAAUUAGUCCAGUAUAGCUUUAAAUUCGUUUUACAUCAACCCAUUUUGUAAAAUAAUAUAAAUAUUAAAUAGAUUAUUUUUCAUUAAAAUGUAUUGUCGUAGUGGUUUUGACA